This is a messenger RNA of Coregonus sp. 'balchen', 1618 nucleotides long. NCBI's taxonomy places the organism in Eukaryota, Metazoa, Chordata, Actinopteri, Salmoniformes, Salmonidae. The record is from the annotation of a GenBank genome assembly.
AUGAGGGGUGCUGUAGCUCUGCCUGUGUUGCUGUUCUGUCUGUCUGGGGUCAUGGGGUCAGGGUCAGAGAGAAUUACAUCACAGUGAAGGGGGACUGAAGCUACAGAGACUACCCACAAACAGAAGACCUGCCGGACCACCAUACCUGACAUCUGGACAGAGCUGAAUGAACUGAACUGCAGCUCCAGAAGAACAAGGUGGAGGAGCUGGAGAGAGAAUGCAUGUUAUGUUAACACCAGAACAAUUUAUUCUUAGCUAUAUUAUAUAUUUUAAAAGACAGCCAGUGAGAGUGAGGUGGAGGCGCUGAAGAGGUAACAGUAUUUACUGUGUGAUCACCCUCUAGUGGUUCUGUAUUGAGCUAAAAUGAAGAGUCAGAAGGUUAGAGCUUCCUCUAUGUGCAAAUCUACUUCUCAUAACCUUUAAUAAAGGCAUUACAAAGGCUUAAUGUUUGUCUGUCUCAUCAUUGACUUCAUAUUUACUUUCAGAUGCUAGCAUUAAACAACUAUACCUGCUGCAUCCUGAUAAAGGUUGAGCUGAUAUGGCACACUGCUAGGUCUUAUCAAAUCAGUUGUAACUCCUGCACUGUCUGCUCGCUAGAGAGGCAUAAGGUGAGACGAGAAACGGGUCAUGAAAAAUGGGCACAUCUCCAAGAAACAUUAUCUAAAGGUUAAGUUUCAGUUUAAUCCAUAGCUUUCUGUAACUACAGUGUUGGAGGCCAGCCGGAGUGCCAGUGAGAAGGAGGCGGAGGUUCUGAAGAGAGAGACUGCAGGUAACACAGACAUGACCCACUGGGCACAGACGUCAGUUCAACGUCUAGUUUUGAUUUACAUUUGGUUGAGUUUCCAACUAACAUGACUUCAACAAAAACAUGUCACUGUCAUUGAAUUUGGGCAAAAAAAAAUAAUUAAAAAUGCUCUUACGUUGAUGACUUUCUGCUAAUUCAAUCAGUUUUCCACAUUGAUUCAACGUCAUCACAUUGAUUAUGGGGUAUGAAAUGAUGUGGAAACAACAUUGAUUCGACCAGUUUUUGCCCAGUGGGGAACUGGUAAAUUGGUUUUCUGAACACUGCUAAUGUAACUUUCUAAAUGCACUGCAUUAAUAUGUUGUCUUGUGUUUUUCUGUGUUCACAGACAUACCAAAAGGUGGCCUUCUCGGUUGGUUUGACUGACUCAGGACCCGUCAAUACACAAAUCACACUGACCUACAGUAGAAUCAUCACAUCACAACCCAACUGCAGGUAAUCAACACACUAAUCAACACACACUGAAUCCAGCUACAGUCCAACAUUAUUAACAGUGUCUAUGAGAGACAGACAGCGCUGAUCUCUCUCUCUGCUUCCCCUCUGAUGCAGAUAUCUUCACAGCACCAGUGAGAGGAGUCUACUACUUUAGGUUCACUGCCAGUCCACAAUGGAUUGGUGUAUAACUUUACCAAAAUGACCUGGUUAUGUAUAAUAGGGAACACUGCCGGCGAAGUUGAUGUGUACAUAACUCAUGGAUCGUCUCUAGAGCUGAAGCAGGGGGAUGUGGUCUACAGGAGUCUCCACCAAGACAUGGGUCUCUAUGAUACUGUUGAUAACCACAGCACCUUCAGUGGGCUCCAUGCUAUUAUGCUGUGA